Jatropha curcas is the source of this 904-nucleotide messenger RNA. It is a transcript of the gene NF-YB5, whose product is annotated as nuclear factor Y, subunit B5. Gene Ontology annotation, molecular function: RNA polymerase II cis-regulatory region sequence-specific DNA binding; protein heterodimerization activity; DNA-binding transcription activator activity, RNA polymerase II-specific. Lineage: Eukaryota; Viridiplantae; Streptophyta; Magnoliopsida; Malpighiales; Euphorbiaceae. The record is from RefSeq and is a predicted model, not a curated record. Gene Ontology annotation, biological process: regulation of transcription by RNA polymerase II. Gene Ontology annotation, cellular component: CCAAT-binding factor complex; nucleus.
GGAUAUCAGCUUCUCUCUUUAUUGAGACUUGAGAGAGAUAUGGUUGACAAUGCAAGCAAUAAUUCAGACAAAUCAUACCAAAAGUACAACUUUGGAGGAGCUAGUAGUGGUUCAGGAGAAGAUGGCAUAAUAAAGGAGCAAGAUAGAUUGCUUCCAAUAGCUAAUGUUGGGAGAAUCAUGAAGCAAAUUCUUCCUCCAAAUGCAAAAAUCUCAAAAGAAGCUAAAGAAACAAUGCAAGAAUGUGUAUCUGAGUUCAUAAGCUUUGUAACAGGUGAAGCAUCAGAUAAAUGUCACAAAGAGAAGCGAAAGACUGUUAAUGGAGAUGAUAUUUGUUGGGCUCUUGCUACUUUAGGGUUUGAUGACUACGCAGAGCCACUCAAGAGGUAUUUGCAUAGAUACAGAGAGCAAGAAGGAGAGAGAGCUAGCAAUAAGGGGAGCAACAAUGAAGAAAAUGAUGAUUCCUCGAAUUGCAGAGGCGAUCAGCCAUGGAAAUCUGCGGUUCCUAGUGCUGCUCCAUUUCAGUUUGAUGCAAGCAAUAACAGUUCUGUUUCCAGGCGAUUUUGAGGUCUAAAUAUCAGGUAACGUAAUCUCUUAUUCUUAGAUUAAUUAAGAUGUUGAUCUUUGUAAGCUUAAAUCUGGUGCCAUCAUUGCGAGGGAAACUAGCUUGCUUGCUUGAAGCAUGUGGGACUUUAGUUGUUUCAAACUGGUGUCCGCCUGAAACUAAUUUUUCUGGUUUGUCUUUUUUCUUUUUCUUUUUUUCAACAAGUAUUUCCACAUCCUUCUGGUGUAUGUUUGAUUAAUUGUUGUUAAAAAUAUUUACUUUGCGUGGAAGAGGAAACUAAUUCCCUGUAUCUUAAUGAGAAUUUAUUUAUAAACUUUCACAUAAUUCACUCUUUUCUGUCUA